UCGAAACCGCGAGUCCGCUGCCCUAACCACUGGGCCAUUGCGCCUCCACUAUGUUUAUGUAUAAACAUGCAUACACACGUAUUUCUUCUGUUCAUCUCUUUUAUAUUUCUUUCUUUACAGUUGUGCUGAAUGUUCCGUUACAACCUGUCAUACAAAAUGUCCGAUUCCACCAGAACCAGAACACUUGCUACCAGUCAUUUAUGGAUGCUCUCUCUCUGUUUGUAGCCUACAUAACGUCUAUUAACUAAAAUCCACAAUAUAGAAUUUCUUUUUUAUCUACAAUAUGUGUGCCACUCAGAUAUGCCUCAGCCAGUAACAAAUACUCUAAGUGCUAUGUAGAAAAUGUAUCUGCAUUGCAUAUUUCCUACACAUGUAAACAGAGUCCCAUGAGAUGGAUAUCAUAAGACAAGAAACUGAACCAUAAUAGAUUAUAACCACAGGCAUCAGUUUUCAAGAAUUCCUCCAGAGUUAAUAUGGAGGAUGGUAAUCACUCAGACAUUUCUAACACAAAUGUUUCUGACAAUAUAGAUUCUGUUAAACAGACAUCUGAUGCCGAGGAAGUUUUAUCUCAUAAAGAAAAGUCAUCAAAAACAAAUAUUAAUUGUGAAAUUUGUGGAAAAUCUUUUAUGAAUUCUAGUAAUUUAAAAAAACACAAAAGAUUACAUUCUAGAGAAAAACAAUUUCAAUGUGAAAUUUGUGGAAAAUCAUUGAAUCAGAAGUCACAUCUUGUUGUCCACGUCCGUAGCCACACUGGAGAAAGGCCCUAUCACUGUGAAAUAUGUGGGAAAAAAUUCGUUGAUAACAGUACUUUAAAAACUCACAAACAAAUACACACCGGAGAAAAAUCUUUUGACUGUGAAAUAUGCGGAAAGUCGUACACUCGGAAUUCUCGUCUCGUCAUCCACAAACGUAGUCACACCGGAGAAAGACCUUUCCACUGUGAAAUAUGUGGAAAAACAUUUGUUGAUAAUAGGUACUUAACAAGUCAUGAAAGAAUUCACACUGGAGAAAAACCAUUCCAGUGUGAAAUAUGCGGGAAAGCUUUUAAUCAGAAUUCCAAACUUGUUAAUCACAUACGUAUUCACACCGGAGAAAAACCUUAUCACUGUGACACAUGUGGCAAAUCCUUUAUUAAUAAUACUUAUUUAACAUGUCACAAAAGAUUUCACACGGGGGAAAAACUGUUUCACUGUGACACAUGUGGGAAAUGCUUUGAGAAUAACGCCAAACUUGUUAUCCAUGUACGCAGUCAUACUGGAGAAAAACCAUUCCGUUGUGAAAUAUGUGGAAAAUCAUUUGUUAAGAAUUCUCAUCUUGUAGUUCACAAAAGAGUUCACACUGGAGAAAAGCCCUUCCGUUGUGAAAUUUGUGGAAAACCUUUCCCUGUCUAUUUUAAUUUGGUAGCUCAUAAAAGGACGCACACUGGAGAAAAACCCUAUAAUUGCGACACAUGUGGGAAAUCCUAUUUUAAUAAAUCACAUCUUGUUGGUCACAAAAGAAUUCACACAGGAGAAAAACCUUUCUUCUGUGAUGUAUGUGGGAAAUCUUUUUUCUCUAGCAGUAAUUUAAAAAGACACAAGAUAUUACACUCUGGAAAAAAAGCAUUCCACUGUGAAAUAUGUGGAAAAUCUCAUGUCACCAAUAGUGAUUUAAAAAGACACAAAAGAAGACAUGAAGGAGAUAAAACAUUUCACUGUGAAAUUUGUGGAAAAUCAUUCUUCGAUAAUUCAGAUCUUAUAGUUCAUAUCCGUAGUCACACUGGAGAAAGACCUUAUCGUUGUGAUAUCUGUGAGAAAUCAUUUAUGUGUAAAAGCCACUUGAAUAGACACAAACAAACACACAGGAGAUGAUAAUCAUCAUCAUCAUCAUCAUGGCUAAACAUUUGUUGUCCAUGUUGGCAUCGGUUGGCAUGGUGACCAAAGCUCACCAGACUCCAGUAUGCUUUGGCAUGGUUUCUGUGGCUGGAUGUCCUUCCUAAUGCCAACCACUUUACCAGGUGUGCUGGAUGCAUUUACGUGGUGUCCCAUAGGUGCUUUUAUAUGGCACCGCCACAAGUACUUUGCACGACCGGAAGGACCAGCCCUUAACACUUUUACUGCAGUGUAUGGGUUUUCUUGAGUAUGGCCAGGUGCCAUGUAUCUCAGUCUUUUGUCAUCUCACCUGAAAGGUUCAGCUUCCUGAGUUCAUUGUUCAGUAUGUAAUUUAUGACAAAGUAUUCACAUUUAUGUGCAAAUAAAAUUUUAUCUGAUCAAAAUCU
Molecule: messenger RNA, 2257 nt
Organism: Octopus bimaculoides (California two-spot octopus)
Lineage: Eukaryota; Metazoa; Mollusca; Cephalopoda; Octopoda; Octopodidae
Biological process (GO): regulation of transcription by RNA polymerase II
Cellular component (GO): nucleus
Molecular function (GO): DNA-binding transcription activator activity, RNA polymerase II-specific; RNA polymerase II cis-regulatory region sequence-specific DNA binding
Source: RefSeq, a predicted model, not a curated record